Messenger RNA from Pyricularia oryzae 70-15, 3712 nucleotides. RefSeq names its product bifunctional P-450:NADPH-P450 reductase. Bases 106 to 3456 code for a protein of 1116 amino acids. The record is from RefSeq and is a predicted model, not a curated record. The transcript is spliced from 7 exons. Gene Ontology annotation, molecular function: FMN binding; aromatase activity; flavin adenine dinucleotide binding. Gene Ontology annotation, cellular component: cytosol. Lineage: Eukaryota; Fungi; Ascomycota; Sordariomycetes; Magnaporthales; Pyriculariaceae.
CCAUGAAUGAGCUCUUGAUAUUGCCAUCUGACAAAAAGUUUGUUCUGGAAUACAGAUCCUAGAAGGAAUCUUGGAUUCUUUUAUUUGUAUCAAUCCCUUCCCAUCAUGUCUCAUAAUCACAACCCAAGAGCCAACAAUCGCAGAGGAUCAAUCCGCGAGAAGCUCAAGAUGGGUACCGCAAAGAACCCGCCGAAAGCCGUCCCCGAACAAGACGACGAUGAAGACGUCAAGCUCGUACCUAUACCACAGCCAUCCAGGGCCCCAUUCGUGGGCAACCUGCCCGACCUCGAUGUCAAGUUUCCGCUCGACUCGAUGGUCAACUUGGCCAACAAAUAUGGGUCCAUCUUCAAGCUUGACCUGCCUGGCCUGGAAUUUGUCACCGUGUCUGACUGGGAUCUUGUCCAUGAAGUCUGCGAUGAUUCUCGAUUUAAAAAGUCCAUCAAGGGAGAUUUGGAGGAACUAAGGAAUGCAGUUCACGAUGGAUUAUUCACAUCCUCUGGAGAAGACGAAGAGAACUGGGGUAUCGCACACCGGGUCCUCAUGACAGCAUUCGGACCCCUGUCAAUCAGGAACAUGUUUGACGAGAUGCACGAGGUUGCCAGCCAACUAGCACUGAAAUGGGCGCGGCAGGGACCCCACGAGCCGCUGGACGUGAGCGGCGACACGACGCGCCUCGCCCUCGACACGGUGGCCCUCUGCUCCAUGGGCUUCCGCUUCAAUUCCUACUACCGCCAGGACCUGCACCCGUUCAUCAAGGCCAUGAACGAAGUCCUGGACGAGGCCGGCCGGCGGGCGAAUCGCUUCAUGCCGUCUGUGUUUUACCACUCGCACAAUAAGAAAUUCAGGGAGAACAUCAAGCUGCUGCGCACCACGGCCCGCGAGGUGCUCGAUGCGAGAAAGACGCAAAAAGGCCCGGAGAAGAGGAGGGACUUGCUUACUGCCAUGCUGGAUGGCGUUGAUCCAAAAACGGGCAAGAAGAUGACCGACGAGAGCAUUAUCGACAACCUCAUCACGUUUCUGGUGGCGGGCCACGAAACCACGGCCGCAACCCUGUCUUUUGCGUUGUACAACUUGGCCAAAUUCCCCGAAGUGUCACGAAAGGCCCAAAAGGAGGUCGACGAUGUUGUCGGCAAAGGUGCGGUCAAACUGGAACACGUGCCAAAGCUCAAAUACAUAUCUGCACUCAUCCGGGAAACCCUCCGACUCAACGCGCCCAUCACAGCCUUUGGGAGGGAGGCGAUCGGCGACCAGGUGUUAGGGGGCAAGUACCUGCUCAAGGACAAGACGCAGAUCGUCUGCUUCCUGACCAAAUCCCAAAGCGACCCCGUGAUAUGGGGCCCGGACGCGGACGAGUUCAAGCCGGAGCGCAUGCUGGACGACAGCUUUGACCGCAUGCAAAAGAAGCACCCGCACUGCUGGGCGCCGUUCGGGACGGGGGUGCGCGGGUGCAUCGGGCGGCCGUUUGCGUGGCAGGAGAUGGUGCUGUGCCUGGCCGUGCUGCUGCAAAACUACAACUUUGUCAUGUACAACCCGGCCUACGCCCUGCGCCUCGCCCAGUCCCUCACCAUCCGCCCCAAGGACCUGUACCUCCGCGCCAUCUCCCGCGAGGGGCUCACCCCCGCCCAGCUCGAGGCCCGGCUGGCCGGUGGCUAUACGAAUGGCGUGCACGCCGAGGCGCCCGCGGAGGCGGCGGCACCGGGGGGUCCUGUGGACGGCUCCAAGGGCGCCGGCAGGAUGGCAAUCUACUACGGUUCCAACUCGGGGACGUGCGAGUUCAUGGCGCAGCGGCUGGCGGCGGAUGCGGGCUCGCAUGGCUAUACGGCGUCGGUGGACACGCUGGAUGCUGCAAAGGAGGCGAUGCCGACGGGGAUCCCGGUCGUCAUCAUAACGGCGUCGUAUGAGGGCCAGCCCACGCAGAAUGCUUGCCAUUUUGUCAAUUGGAUCCAGAAUCUGGAGGAGGGGAAGCUGAAGGGUGUCAAGUAUGCCGUCUGGGGUUGUGGCCACAGCGACUGGGCCGACACCUACCAAAAAGUCCCAGGGCAGAUCGACACAACCCUCCACAAGCUGGGCGCGACCCGCAUCCUCCCCAUCGGCACCACAAACGCCAAGGACCGCGACAUGUUCUCCGACUUUGAGACGUGGGAGGACCAGACGCUGUGGCCGGCCAUGCGGGACCAGUUCGGCGGAUCCGAGGCGGCGGAGGCCGCGCCCAGCGUAGAGGUGACCUUUUCGACGCCCCGGGCCUCGGACCUGCGGCAGGACGUGCGCGAGUCGCUCGUCGUCGACGCCCGCAGCCUGUCCAAGCCCGGGGGCGAAGCCGGCGCCAGGGAAAAGCGCCACCUCGAGAUCCGGCUCCCCACGGGCUGCUCGUACGCCGCCGGCGACUACCUGGCCGUCCUGCCGCACAAUCCCCGCGAGAGCGUGGCGCGCAUCAUGCGCCGCUUCAACCUGGCCUGGGACACGUACAUGACCGUCGGGGCGGCGCGGGCCACGACGCUGCCGACCGGGGUCAGUUUGCCGGUUUCCGAGGUGCUGAGCUCGUAUGUCGAGAUUGGACAGACGGCUACGAGGAGGAAUAUUACCGACCUCGGCCAGUUUGCCAACGACGACGACACAAAGUAUGAGAUACUGAAACUGAGCAAGGACAGUUUUGAUGACGAGGUCCGGGCAAAGUCCCUUUCUGUGAUUGGGAUUCUAGAAAGGUUCCCAAGUCUGCUGGUCCCAUUUGAGACCUUUCUAUUUAUGCUUCCGCCUAUGCGCGUGCGUCAAUACUCAAUAUCCUCCUCCCCGCUGGUCGACAAGGGCAAGCUCACGCUGACCUACUCGGUCCUCAACGCGCCCGCCCACUCAGGCAUGGGGCGCCACGUCGGCGUCGCCUCGUCGUACCUCUCCUCCCUGAUGCCCGGCGACAAGCUGCAGGCGUCGGUGCGGCCCGCCGCCGGCGGCUUCCGCCUCCCGCCCGACCCGAUCCGCACGCCCAUGAUCUGCAUCGCCGCGGGCACGGGCCUGGCGCCCUUCCGCGCCUUCAUCCAAGAGCGCGCCGCCCUGCUGCGCACCAGCGCACAGACACCCCCCGCAGCACCGGCCCUGCUCUUCUACGGCUGCCGCGACCCGGACCAGGACGACCUGUACCGCGACGAGCUGGACGCCUGGGAGGCCGCCGGCGCCGUGGUCGUCUACCGCGCCUUUAGCCGGCGGGCCGACGCGUCGGGCGGCUGCAGGUAUGUCCAGGACAGGCUGUGGCGGGAGAGGGAGGCGGUCGGGGAGCUGUGGCGCCGCGAUGCGAGGGUGUAUAUUUGUGGCGCUGGGAGGAUGGCCGGCGGUGUCAAGGAGGUGCUGGUGAGGAUCAUGCAGAGCGAGGGGGAGAGGAUGGGAACUCCCAUUUCGGUGGAGGAGGGCAUGGCGUGGUUCGACAAGCAUCGGAAUGAGCGAUUCGCUACGGAUGUGUUUGAUUAGACUUUUUGUUUUCAGUGAUGGUUUUAGGAGCAUUGUUCGAGCAAGCGAUGGAGGGGCUAUUUUUUGCUGUUAUUUUAUUGGUCUAGUAAUGGAGGCUUGGAUCGUCGCUUUUUCAGUUGGUCUAUUGAUAUAGUGCCAACCGUGUUCUUUAUUCUCGGAUGUAUGGUUUCACAUCCAACAUGAACCUAUGGAAGCUACAUAGACGAGCCCGUAUGCCAGAUGGCAAAAGUGCAAAUCAAUCAUUACAGAAAUCCUC